Messenger RNA from Penicillium chermesinum, 1137 nucleotides. RefSeq lists its product as uncharacterized. NCBI's taxonomy places the organism in Eukaryota, Fungi, Ascomycota, Eurotiomycetes, Eurotiales, Aspergillaceae. Gene Ontology annotation, molecular function: catalytic activity. The transcript is spliced from 2 exons. The record is from RefSeq and is a predicted model, not a curated record. Bases 1 to 1137 code for a protein of 378 amino acids. Gene Ontology annotation, biological process: nucleoside metabolic process.
AUGCCGCCUCUUUUGGAAAUGGAAGAAUAUUCUGUGGCAUGGAUCGCGCCAUUGGCCAUAGAAGCAGCCGCCGCCAUACAACUGCUUGAUGAGCAUCAUGGGGUGCCAGCCCGUAAACCCGGCCAAACAUUGGUCUACCAUCUUGGUCGCAUGGAAGACCAUAAUGUUGCCAUUGUAUGCUUUCCCGCCGGCGAGUGUGGAAUCGGAGUGGCGGGCUUUAUGGCUGCUGAAGUGAAACGCGAUCUUCCUCACUUGGAGAUCGGUCUACUAGUUGGUAUUGGGGCCGGUAUCCCAUCAUCUGAGAAUGAUAUUCAUCUGGGUGAUGUUGCUGUUGCUGUCCCUGAUGGGGAUAACGCGGGGGUGAUUGGAUACGACUUAGUCAAAAUCGAACCCGAGGAGGUACGACUGAAGCAAUGGCAGAAUGGAAGCCAUUCUAUGCUGCGAUCUGCAAUCUCCAGUCUGAAUGCCCGCUUCAUAGCUUCUAAUGGCAGAGACAAUUACCUCCUCCCACAUCUCGAGCGAUUCAAAGGAAUAACUUUUAAACGCCCUCAAACACCAUCGCAGCCAUCCACUUGCUCUCAACACGUCUUGCAGCCCCGAGAUUACCCCAUCGUUCAUCAUGGCACUAUUCUCUCUGGCAAUAAAGUCAUCAAAUCGGAACUAUAUCGUGACGAAAUGAGCCGAAAGUACAAAGCUAUUGCCAUGGAGAUGGAGGCAGCAGGUAUCAUGAAUGCUUUACCAGUCGCUGUGAUUCGAGGAGUUAGCGAUUUUGGCGACUCCAAGAAGAAUGAUCUAUGGCAACCUUAUGCAGCCGCAACAGCAGCAGCUUAUGCAAAAGAGUUAUUCAAAGUCCUCGGCCCUCUUGAAAAGGUCCAAGACAUGUUAGAGGAUCGGUCCAGGCGUUUGAACAUGAAGAAUGACUGGAGAAACUCCGUUGUGGAUCUUCUUAAGCUCUUGUUCCUUGAUUCAUCUCGCGAAGCGCGUGCACGUCUGGCCCAGAGAUGGAACGUCUUUGUUGGAAAAGAUGGUGACGCUAUACGAAAUAUUGCUCUCUAUAGACUCAUCAUGAGUGCACUUGCAGCAAAUCAUGGAGAGGUUCCCCUUUCGCUUGUUAAAGCUCUAUCUGUUGACGGGUAG